UAGAUUUUCUUAAUUUAUAUUCAUUCUUCUAUAUUAAAUCUUUUAAGGAGUAAGGAAAUACAACUAUUACUGUAAAAGUCUAUGAUUUUAAAAGUCUAUAAUUAUUCCAGUGGCAUAAGGACAUUUUGCUGUUGUAGUCGUUCAUCCUUGACAUUUAAUGAGUUUUAUGUUCUGAGAUGCUUUUGUGCACACAACUGUGUGACUAUUUGAGUUGCUGUCACCUUCCUGCCAGUUUAAAUCAGCCUGGCCACUCUGCUCUCACCUCUUGUGCUUCUGCCCCACAGAACUGCUGUUUACUGGACUUUUUUGUUUGUUUUUCGCAAUAUUCUCUGUGUGCUCUAGAAACUGUUAUGCAUCACAAUACUAGGAGAGCAGCUGUUUCCAAAAACUCGAAUCAUUCUCUCUGACACCAGCAAAGAGUCCACAGUAGAUAAUAUUUCUUCCCAAUUCUGAUGUAUGAUCUGAACAUUAACUGAGGCUCUACACCAUUGUCUGCAUAUUGACUUGCUGCCUCAUGACUGAUGAGAUAUUCGGAUUAGUGUUCAGGUAAACUAGGGCUCCUAAUAGUGUCCACUGGGUGUUAUCUAAGUAGGCUACACUCCAACCUUGUCCACUCUGCCACUGAAAAGAAAAGUCUGCACUGUAAAAAUAAACCUGAACACAAAACACAAUAUGCUAAAAGAAUGAAAUUGCACUUUAUUAUUCUGUACUCCUGUAUUUUAUCGUUAAUAUACAAAUAUGCUGCACAGUACCCAUAGCAGCAAUAUAAACCUGUAAUAAUAAUGCCCUAAAAAUUAAUGUAAAGUAAUAGAAACAAAAAAUAUUUGUUUAUAUGCUUCAAACACAUUUAUAACAUAUAAUAAUAACUGAAAAUUCCACCCCCUGCACCAACAAUAAAACCUUCUGUAGCCAAUUGCGUGAGAGAUUGACAAAAGGCAAUGUUCUAACCUAUUUACUCUUUAUUUUAUUGAAUAUAAAUUAAUAAUAAAUGUAAUAUGUGAAUCUAAUUCCAAAGAUCCAAAAUUCAUUUAACAGCAUAAAUCUUGUAGACAACUGAUUUUUCUAAAAUAACUUCAGCUUGUCAGAACUUUUUUUCUUCUUUGUUUGUUUGUAGUUUAUGCACCAGUUUGUUUUACCUCUUUGUUCUCCUUUUUCUUCAACUUGUUCUUCGCAGUGAUACACAGUUUACAUUCUCCACUUCCUCAAAACACACCGUUUUCCCCCAUGGUGAUUGUGACGUACCACAUGAUCACAGUUGAUACCACAUACACUCAGGUGCAAUCGGAUCCACUUGGGUAUUGAACAUAUUGAUAUUCAGACGUUAGACCCGUGGCAGUAAAAGGAGACCUGACCUGAUCCAAAUAGACUGAUCCUAAUAGACUUUAGUCAAACUGGAGGGAAGCUGUGUUCAGAAAUGGCUGUGGCCUGCAACAAGAGGUGUAUUCAUCCAAGAGUUUGGCUUCUAUCUUAAUUUUGAUCAAAAUGUAAAAUUGGCUGUUCAGAGUGCCACCAUGCGGUUAGGUUUUUGUUAUCUGAACAUGUGAUACUUUGAAUGUCUGAUGUGUGUACGUGUUUGGCUUCUGAGCUCGAGGCUCUUUUAAAGGCAGAAGCGUAAUAACUACAACAACUAUUCAAAGACGGGUGCCUGCAGGCAGGCAGGCUGAAAAACAAGCAGAACAAGGAAACAGAAAAAAAACAAACAUGGUAUUUAAGACAGGGGCACGUAUAGAAGGACUCCACAUAGGUUGUUAGGCAAAUAGCAUUUGACAGGCAGAGUGAGAACAGGUGAGUAGGUGUAUGUGGGAGUCAAGACAGCAUUUGGUGGGCAAUCGACAGAAUACAUGAAUGGGCCGGGGGGAGAGUAGUAAGGGCAGAUUGAGGAAAAUCAAAACCACUGAGAUAACUGUUGUGACAAAUAGAAAAGCACCAUGUCGGGGCGGUGCGAUGUGGGAGUGGUUAAGAAGAACAGGCUUCAACAAGAAUCAUUUCCCAAUGUAAAGCAAAGAAAACCAGCAAACCAGCAACAUACACUCCACGAUCAAUCUGAGUUUACUGUGUUCCUUAAAAAUGAAUCUCUGCUGAGAUUCAACCCAGAUCUGUGCAUAAAAAGAUGCAGAAGCAUACAGAACAUCAGAUCAAAUAUAUUAUCAGAUCUCUCUCUCAUCAUGGCUGUACUCUUUCAGAUAAGUAAAAAAAAGUAAAAAACCUGAAACCUGAAACUCAGACUUUGAAUUUGACUGUUUACUAUAUUUGUUUACAGCUGGCAAACGUUCGGCAUGCAGUAUCAGUCCAAAAGACAAACGUAUUAAAGCCUCCCAACAGGCUCAGUACCCAACCAAGUUUAUGAAUCAAUUAUGUUAUAAAGUCUGAAGAUGUUCACAGACAACUAAAAAUUCUGGUGAUUUUGAUACAGAUGACACAUCCUGAUUCACAGAUCUUCUCUGUUGUUAAGAUAAAUUAAGUGUAAAUUUAGCCUACAACUGCAGUCAUUUAUUAGUGAUACAAAAACUGAAAAUAAAAUUAAAAGAUAUUUUUGUCUGUUUAAUACUCCACAUAUGGGCUGCCACCUCAGGCCAAAGAUUUUCACCCACACAACACCUACUGAGUAAUUAUUUUCUUGUUAGUAAACCUUGAAAACAAAUAACAUUUGAGUUACAGACACAACCUGGACGUGUAUCUGCAGUGACAUCAUAAGAGUUAGGAUACUCCCAGCACUCUACCAGUGGGUGCUUGGUAUCCCGGCCGUGGUCCACCUGUCUGUCCUCUCCUCUUCCUCCCUUUUUUGAGCCACAGAUGAAGACUGAUCCUCAAUCAUGAAGGCCAGAGCUUGUAGAGAAACAGUGGUCCGCUUUUGCUGUUCGAAGUUUGCUGCCAUCUUCCUUUUCCUGGCUCUGUUUAUCUUCAUCUUUGUGUAUUUUAACAUGGACAUCCUGGAGCUUCCGCAUGAAGUGAUCUCCACCUUCCCUGCUCCAAGACCUCACCUGCAACACCACUUCUGCAGCUUCCAGCCACGGUCCCCUGAAGAUGCUCUGGAGGAACGCCUCCUAUUAGACUCCAUUGCUUGGCCUGAAACUCCAUCCUUGCCAGAUCCUCUUUCCCUGGAGCAGACCACCGAUCCUGCCCACAGCACCUUCACUAUUCUCCCAGAGAAGGGUGGACGACAGUGGCAUGUAGGGGAUCAGCUGGAAGUUAUGAUCAAAAUGUAUGACUUCCAGGGGCGUCCUAAGAAGUCUGGCGGAGACGUCUUACUUGCCCGUCUGCACAACCAAGCACUUAGUGCAGGUGUGUCUGGACAAGUGCUGGAUCAUCUCAAUGGCUCCUACUCUGCUGUAUUUUCUUUACUCUGGGAGGGAAGCGCACAGGUUGAGGUGACACUGGUUCACCCCAGUGAGGCUGUCACGGUGCUGCACAGGCUGACCAGAGAACAGCCAGAUAGGAUUUAUUUCGGGAGUGUCUUCCGCUCAGGCUCAGUCUCUGAAGAUACCACUUGUAAUGUCUGCCUGCGUCCGACCCAGCAGCCACUGUGCAACUACACUGACCUCAUUACAGGCGAGCCGUGGUUCUGCUACAAGCCGAAGACACUGAGCUGUGAUACCAGGGUCAGCAACUACAAUGCUGGGUUUAAUAAACAGCUCAAGGCUGAGGAGGAGAAGCUUUUUCAAAAUGAUGUCAACAUGAAAGUCUACAUUCAAGCUUCAGGAUCUGCUAGUGUCACCGUGUUGCCAAAACAUAAAGAUCAACCAGAGGUGAAGAGCAGCAUUGUGCAGUCUGGACCUGUUGGCUAUUUCUACCAGGGUGCGUGGCGAGCACUAAGUGGCACCACAGUCCGCCAGUUCAACACUCCUUCUGUCAUCAACCAAUGUCUGAAAGGCAAGGUGGUCCACCUGUAUGGCGACUCUACCAUCAGGCAGUGGUUUGAACAUCUCAACACAGUACUACCAGAUCUCAAGCAGUUUGACCUGCACAGUUCAGUUCGAGUUGGACCUUUCAUGGCUUUAGACUACGCAAACAACAUUUUGGUGAAUUUCCGAUUCCACGGUCCCCCUGUCCGUUCUAUUAGUGUCCCAGCCAGCCAGCUGCACUACAUUGCCAAUGAACUAGACCGUUUAGUUGGAGGCACCAACACCAUUGUAGUUUUUGGCAUCUGGGCACACUUCAGCACUUUCCCCAUCGAGGUCUACAUCCGGCGGCUGCAGAGCAUCCGCAGGGCGGUGGUGCGGCUGCUGGACAGGGCUCCAGGCACGCUGGUUUUAAUCCGGACUGCAAACCCCAAAACUAUGACGCUUGAUGCAGCGCUAACCAACAGCGACUGGUACUCACUGCAGCGUGACAAGGUACUCAGGGCCAUGUUCAAAGGACUGAAUGUUCAUCUGCUGGACAUCUGGGAGAUGGUCUUGGCCCACCACCUGCCACACGACCUCCAUCCACCACCUCCCAUUAUUACUAAUAUCAUUAAUGUUGUUUUGUCCUACAUAUGCCCUCAAAAGGGCAGCUAGAUGAGUAUUUGUUGGGUAUCUGCUAGUUGCUGAAAUACACCUACUAUUUUUCUAUUUUUAACCAGGGAAGUUGACAGAGCAUAAUAUACCUCAAAAAAAAAAGAAACAGAUCAGGAUGAAAAGCUGCUGCAGGUUGGAUCUUGAGUAGUUGUUGAGACUAAUUACAUGAAACUACUGCUGAAUGAAAUAGCUUAACAUAUACAACAUCAUGCUUUGUGACUUGGGAUUGUAAAGCACCAUCCUGGGAGAUGCAGGAUCACUUAACUGUAGAGGCCCAGUCCGUAAUUAGCUUGUCUAUGAUAAAUAGUAUAGUUUAGUUAUAAUAUAGCUUAGCUUAGCAGAAUGAAUGGAAACACUGGGAAAAGCAGCUAGCUUGGCUCUGUCCAAAGGUAAUAAAAGGUAUAAGCACCAUAAGCACCUCUAAAGCUCACUAACACACAUACAAUAUGUUGUUUGUUUCCGUACAAAAACAAAAGUAUAAAAAUGACAGUUUGUGCUAGUGUAUUUCUUGGCCCAUCACAGAGACUUCCUGGAGUCUCUACUGGUUGCCUGGCAACCCCAAAGUCAUUAAGUGCACCUUGAUUUUUGUACAUAUGAGAUAUAACAUUAAUAAAUGAGCUUUAGAGGUUCUGGUUGACCAGGUUUGUUACCUUUAGAAGUAGCAAAGCUAGUUGUUUCCAGUCUUUAUGCUAAGCUAAGCUAAUGUUUACAACACAAUUCUAAUUGAAUAGAUUUGUUAGACACAAUAAUAUUUCAGUUAAAGUUAAUAACACAUUAUCCCAAUAAUAAAUGCAAAUUUACCCUCUUUGUUAUGGCCCUGAGGCUGUAAUACUCUCCUAAACUUUGCCCAAGCUUUUACACGUAUGGUUCCUUAAGAGCUGAGGAGUAUUGAUAUUUGCAGACAAGGUACAAAAGGUCAAAAUAGGCUGUAUCCUAUUUCAGUACCAACAGACAUAGUCUAGACUGCAUUAUUUCAACUGACUGUAGCUUAGUGAGCAGCCAUGUAGAAACUUCAUUCUUUCUGACAGAGGUUUAACAAAACAAGUAAAUUUGACUCAAAAUGACUCCUGGGAUGGUUUAUGCACCAUAAACUGAUGUUAACCAGCAGUGUGAGAUUUUUCUCUCAGUUGACAGUCACUCAAGUAAGAAUAUAACUGCAAGUCAAUCAAUUUUUCAGGAAUGUAUAAUAACAGCCUUAGUAUUAAAUAAUAUCAAACUUUAUCUCAACAGCAGAAACAAAGACUAUUUUCAUGUAGUUUAUCAGAGUUUUGAUGCAAUAUUAAUAAAUUAAAUCUAAUUUAAAUAAGAUGCUGUGAAAUGUUUGCUGGGUUAUGUUGAUGGAACGUGGAAAAAUGUAAUUUCUUAGGUGUCAUACAUUUCUUUACUUUUAUUUUAUAUAUACAAAACCUAUGUAAAAACCAACUUGAACAACCAUAUUGAAUGUGGUGUAUUUUUGUUGUAUUUAUGUAAUAACAGUUUUCAGAUUAAAUCACUGAAGUGAAAUC
Thunnus maccoyii (southern bluefin tuna) is the source of this 6001-nucleotide messenger RNA. RefSeq names its product NXPE family member 3-like. NCBI's taxonomy places the organism in Eukaryota, Metazoa, Chordata, Actinopteri, Scombriformes, Scombridae. The coding region runs from base 2814 to 4496 and encodes 560 amino acids. The transcript has 9 exons. The record is from RefSeq and is a predicted model, not a curated record.